This is a messenger RNA of Pygocentrus nattereri (red-bellied piranha), 8161 nucleotides long. Its product is annotated as membrane-associated phosphatidylinositol transfer protein 2-like. Bases 899 to 5254 code for a protein of 1451 amino acids. The transcript has 29 exons. The record is from RefSeq and is a predicted model, not a curated record. Gene Ontology annotation, molecular function: metal ion binding; phosphatidylinositol transfer activity; phosphatidylinositol binding. Lineage: Eukaryota; Metazoa; Chordata; Actinopteri; Characiformes; Serrasalmidae. Gene Ontology annotation, biological process: phospholipid transport. Gene Ontology annotation, cellular component: cytoplasm.
GCGGAGCGCUACAUUCUGCUUUAGUCGUGUGCGAGAGGAAACAGUGAAGGCAGAUCGUUACAGAAGUGAUCACGCAGAUGAAGCGGGCAGACACCCUUUAGUGUUUAAGAUGGCAUGGAUGCACCCUUUUCGCCAUUUAGGGGCUUGCCUGGGAAAAGAAGAAGAAGUGACUCUGCAGAAACUCCGAUUCCUUUCACGUCUGCGAGGAACGCGCCAUAAACGGGCUGCAUUUUUCAGAUCUGCAACGCGGAUGUAACGAAGUCAAGGGCGCUCUACAUUACUUCGCUGGCGGCUUUUACAACGUGACGUUUUUCACAACGCGUAUGUUGGCGGCUCCACGAAAAGCUGAGUGCCUCUUCAUAUCCGCGAUGAAUUAUACUAACGUAUCUCAUGUGCUGCGGUUUGCACCAAAGUACGAUAUGAAUACACUCCACGCAAACGCCUGAACUGCUGAGUUAAUGUCAGCGUGUAUUUGAGAAGGAAAAGGAGCCUUUUUUCCAUUACGUGGAUCCUGCAUUUUAUCCGGAAGGACUGGAACUUUUAGCGUUCUCACAUGAGUAAAGCAGGACUGAGAAACCAAGACAAAGAUUAACUGAAGGCGAUAAGAUCAAAACUUUCCGAAUCGAUGCUGUGACAAGACCCAGAGCCUGGAGUCCAGGUGGCACAAUAUCUCACUCCUGGGUCCUUCUACCUUUGACUGUAGUCAUUGCGUGGAUGCUGAGAAGCUACCCACAAUGUUGAAAUUCUUAUUUAUGGUUUUGGCACUGAUGACUUUGGUGGCUGUUUGACACACCUCGCUUCCUCCUUCUUCCUCAAGCCCUUUCCCCUCCCUCCCUCUCUCUCCACUUGCCCCUGUAUCCCUUCCUCGAAUAUUCCUCAAAUAGUCACGCUUCCCAGGAUGCUAAUCAAAGAAUACCGUAUCCCCAUGCCUCUGAGUGUGGAGGAGUACCGCAUUGCCCAGCUCUACAUGAUCCAGAAAAAGAGUCGUGAAGAGAGCUGUGGUGAGGGCAGUGGUGUGGAGAUCCUGGAGAACCGCCCAUAUACAGAUGGACCUGGUGGAAAUGGUCAAUACACACACAAGGUCUAUCACAUAGGCAUGCACAUCCCCAGUUGGUUCCGCUCCAUCCUGCCCAAGGCCGCUCUCAGGGUGGAGGAGGAAUCCUGGAAUGCAUAUCCAUACACACGUACACGAUACACUUGCCCAUUUGUAGAGAAGUUUUCAAUUGACAUUGAGACGUACUACAAAUCUGAUACAGGAAACCAAGCAGAUGUUUUUAAUUUGUCUCCGGUGGAGAGGAGGCAAAGAACUCUAGAUCUCAUUGAUGUAGUGAAGGACCCAAUCCCACCUCAUGAGUACAAAGCAGAAGAGGACCCUCGUAUAUACCACUCCAUUAAAACCAAUCGGGGGCCUCUGAAUGAUGACUGGAUUGAAGAUUUUGUGAAAGAUCCCAGCAAGUCACCAAUCAUGUGUGCUUACAAACUCUGCAAAGUGGAGUUCCGCUACUGGGGCAUGCAGUCCAAAAUAGAACGCUUCAUUCAUGAUGUUGGUCUUAGGAAGGUGAUGGUGCGUGCCCAUCGGCAGGCCUGGUGCUGGCAGGAUGAGUGGUAUGGUCUGACCAUGGAAGAUAUCCGGCAAUUAGAGCUGGAAACCCAGCUGGCCUUGGCCCAGAAAAUGGCACAGUAUGCUGAGGAGGCAACGGAGGCCAAUGGUGGGGCAGACUCCUUCCCUGAGAAGAGCCAGGAGGCUCAGGACACACCCAGCCCAAACCCAGGAGAAGAGGUUACAGUGGUGGACACUCUACAGGCAAGGGGCACACUGACCAAGCAGUGGUCCACAUCAUCCAGGUCCUCCAGAUCAUCCAAGAGAGGAGUGAGUCCAUCCCGUCACAGUAUCUCAGAAUGGAGGAUGCAGAGCAUUGCUCGUGACUCAGAGGAUAACUCAGACGAAGAGUUCUUUGAUGCACAUGAGGACUUUUCAGACAGUGAGGAGAUAUUUCCUAAAGAGAUAGCCAAGUGGAAUUCUAACGAUCUCAUGGAUAAGAUUGAAGCAGGGGAUCUAGAAGAAUCUACAGAAGACAUGUACCAAGACAUGGGAGAAUAUACAAGGACCGCCAGUCAAGAGAGGUUUGAUGAGAUGAGUGGCACAGCUAACAUCCCCAUCAUCACCAUAACCAGGCACCAUUCAGAUGGCUUUUGUCCUCAGUCUUUGCAGUCCUCCAAGAUCCAUGUCCUGAUCCUUGUUCUUCAUGGUGGAAACAUUUUGGACACAGGCUGUGGAGAACAAAGCUCCAAGCAAGGCGACGUCAACACCAUUACUACUGCUUUCGACACAGUCAUGCGCGUGCACUAUCCCUCUGCCCUGGGCCAUAUUGCUAUUCGUCUGGUGCCCUGUCCAGCCAUCUGUGCUGAAGCCUUUUCUUUAGUGUCCAAUUUGAGCCCAUACAGUUAUGAUGAAGGCUGUUUAUCCAGCAGUCAAGACCACAUUCCCCUGGCUGCUCUCCCGCUUCUUGCCACUUCCUCCCCGCAGUAUCAAGAUGCUGUGGCAACUGUAAUUAGUCGAGCCAAUCAGGUCUAUUCAGACUUCCUCCGGUCCCUGGAUGGGGCUAGCUUCUCAGGGCAGGUGUGUCUGAUAGGAGACUGUGUUGGGGGCAUCCUGGGGUUUGAUGCACUCUGCAGCAGCAGUCAGACAGUAUGUGAAAGCCAAAGCAGUAGUCGGCGUGGGAGUGUGGUGAGCGUUCAGGAUCCAGAUCUCCUGUCCCCUGGUAUUAUCAUCAACUGCAGCCAUGACACAGCUUCUUCAGGGAUGUUGUCCACCCUGGAGGGUAGCCGACAGCUUAGCCGCAGUAAUAUUGACAUCCCCCACACUGGAGGUCCUGAUGACCCUAGAAGGCAGCUUCCCCGAAAGAGGAGUGACUCCUCUACCUAUGAGAUAGAUACAAUCAAGCAGCACCAAGCCUUUCUGUCCAGUUUGCACUCCACUGUGCUAAGAAAUGAUCCAAGCUCUCGCAGAUCCAGUAACAGUACAAUGUUGGAGGGCGGUGCGUUAGGGAAGUUUGACUUUGAAGUCGCAGACUUCUUCCUCUUUGGGUCCCCUCUGGGCUUGGUCCUUGCCCUUAGGAAGAUUGUAAUUCCUAUGCUGGAUGUGGCUCAGCUGCGUCCUGCCUGUCAGCAAGUCUACAACCUUUUUCACCCGGCUGACCCAUCUGCCUCGCGCUUGGAGCCCCUGCUAGAGAAGAAGUUCCACCUGCUGCCUCCCUUUAACGUGCCCCGAUACCAACGCUUCCCUCUGGGGGAUGGCAACUCUGCCCUGCUCGUGGAGACAGUGCAAAUUCACCCUCACUUGCUGCUGGAGAGUUUGCAGCACUGUCAGGAAGUGGUCAGUGAGACAUGCAUCUCCGUGCCUGUACUCAACUGGCCUAAGAACACGUCCAGGGCCACAUCCUCAUCUCUCGACUCGGAUGUUGUUCAGUCUCAUGGUGGUGUCUUCAUGGACAGUUCGUACCCCUCUUCCCCCAUAACCGCCCCCCAGUCCCGGGGACCAGUGCGGCGAGCCAGUGAGGUCAGCAUUGCCAGCCAGGUCUCAGGGAUGGCAGACAGUUACACUGCCUCCAACAUAGCCAACACAAACACAAGCCAAGUUAAUAAAACGAAAAAAUCCAGCCUUUUGGCCCAACUCGCCUUGACGUCUCAAAAGUUCUUCCCAAGGAGCCUUUCUCCCAAAUCACAUAGAAAAGAAAAGAGUGUCUUCUUGCCAUCACCAGACCUAGAUCCAGAUGCUGAGGCAAGUCCAUAUUCUCCAUUGGGUUUUCAGCGAACCAACACAGCUUCCUUGGAUUUUGCCAUGUGUGAUCUGGUUUCUAUGGACUCACAGCCAGACAUUGACGAAGUUGCUGCCCGCUGGUGGGGCACUAAGCGUCUGGACUUUGCACUCUACUGCCCUGAUGCACUGACAGCCUUCCCCACUGUGGCAUUGCCCCAUCUUUUUCAUGCCUCAUACUGGGAGUCCACAGACGUUGUGUCCUUCUUGUUGAGGCAGGUCAUGAGGCAUGACAGUUCCAGUAUUUUGGAGCUGGAUGGCAGAGAGGUGUCAGAGUUUACACCUUCUAAGCCACGUGAAAAAUGGCUGAGGAAGAGAACUCACGUUAAGAUCCGAAAUAUGACGGCCAAUCACAGAGUAAAUGACUCAGUUUUCACAGAAGAUGCUCCGAAGGUUGUGACAGGACGUUUUAUGUAUGGACCACUUGAUAUGGUAACCUUGGCUGGUGAGAAGGUGGAUGUACAUAUUAUGACCCAGCCACCUUCAGGGGAAUGGGAAUAUCUUUGUACAGAGGUGACCAACAGCAGUGGCCGCAUCUCUUACACAAUUCCAGAACAAGAGGGCAAACGACUUGGUGUUGGCGUCUACCCAAUUAAGAUGGUAGUCAGAGGUGACCAUACCUAUGCUGAUAGUUAUCUGACAGUGCUCCCUCCUGGCACUGAAUUUGUGGUGUUCAGCAUAGAUGGCUCUUUCGCUGCUAGUGUGUCCAUCAUGGGUAGUGAUCCUAAAGUCCGGGCAGGUGCAGUGGAUGUGGUCAGACACUGGCAGGACCUAGGUUACCUGAUCAUUUACGUGACAGGUCGACCAGACAUGCAGAAGCAGCGAGUGGUGGCUUGGCUAUCCCAGCACAACUUCCCUCACGGCAUUGUAUCUUUCUGCGAUGGCCUCGUCCAUGACCCACUUAGACACAAGGCUAACUUCCUUAAGUCACUCAUCACUGAGGCUCACAUGAAAGCAUGUGCAGGUUACGGCUCCACCAAAGAUAUUUCUGUAUACACCUCCAUCGGCCUGUCUCCCUCCCAGAUCUACAUUGUUGGCAGACCCUCCAAGAAGAUGCAGCAUCAGUGUCAGUUCAUAACAGAUGGCUAUGCGGCCCACCUCUCUCAGCUCGAGUACACACAACGCUCUCGUCCAGCCAAAGCCAGCAGUGCACGCAUGGUUCUACGCAAGGCCAGUUUCGGCCUUGGAGCCAACACAGAUUUCCUGCGCAAGCGCAACCACGUCCUACGCAGCAUGUCAUCACAGCCAGCACCCAGCUCACCCACCAGCGUCCACGUGAAGCCGGAGCGUACUCAGAGCCAGUCAGACGGUGAGCGGAUGCACACGGAACGGCCUGAGCGUGGCCAGGCCCAACGCAGUAUGAGCCUGGCAGCCGGCUGCUGGGGGCGCAGCAGCACCUCCAAGCUAGAGUCACGCCCUUUCUACCCCAAAAGCUAGAGAAGAGUGACAAAUGGGGUGCUGGGAGAAGCUUAGAAAGAAAGGAAUGGAGUGAUACAGAAAGUGGACAGAAAGAAUAAUAUUGAACAUUGGACAUAACAUUUAGAAGAAAGAUGCUCAGUUUAUGAACAACACAGAUUGAGUUUUGACCUAUAAAUUAUUACUCCACUGUUUUUCAGAAUAAUCUCUAUUUGCCAUAUAUGUAUUGAGGAAGGAACAGACAAAAAAGCACUUCUGGUUAUUUGGUUUUCCUUAAGGUUUUCUGGCAUCCACGUCAGAGCCUGUGAAAACUCUCACUAUUACACUAGUAACAACUUAAUUUAAAAAUUCUGUGGAUUCAUGAAAGUAUUCUACAAAAAAUGUUUUGCAUAAGCAUUAACUGAAAGAAUUAAGCAGCUUCCUAAUGGCUUCUUUUAGAAGUUUAUUCUGGCAAUAGCGUUCAAAUUACUGUCUUUUGUAACUGACAGUAUGCUAAUAGAGAUUAGACUGAAAACUGAAAAAUGCUGAAGUAUUCUUUUAGAACUGCCAAAAGUGACUUAUAACACAAGAGGAGUGAACAGAGCUGUCAAAGGUCAAAAGUGGCAAAUGAACAACAGUAGACCCCUAUGGUGCUACAAAAAAAAUACAUUAACUAAAUCCACCAUGAACAGAGACAGCAUUUACGCAGUCUACUGGACUAUAAUGGUCAAAUGGUCUCAUUUCAGCUGAGGAGUUCAAAAAUGAGGACACAUGGAGACCUGGUUACCUUCCUAAGAGUGUCUCAAAUUCACAAUACACUGUAAAACUAUGAUAAUGCUUUUAAAAGUAUCAUUAUGUUCAGCCUCACAUAUUGCACACACAACCUCAAAUCUUGACAAGACUGAUUGCUUUGUCCCUCUACUUUGACUUCUGAACAUUUUUUUGUCUGAACAUGGUUUUAUCCACCUUCUCUACUUAUGUGUACUGAUUUCUGUAAACUGCUCUUUAUCAAGUAUGUAAGACUGUUGGCUGUGUGUGUGUGUGUGUGUGUGUGUGUGUGUGUGUGUGUGUGUGUGUGUGUGUGUGUGUGUGUGUGUGUGUGUGUGUGUGAGAAAAAGACAGGGAUUAAGAAAGAAUUUUGGGAUUAAUGUUUCUUUAGAUUAGUGGUUGACUAUUUUAGCUUCAAACAAUCAGUUUUACCAUGUAAAGCUGCUGUUCUGUUGUAGAUUGUCCUGUAUGGGAGAUCAUUUGACAAUGUGAGUAAAUAUGCACAAAAAGACUCAUACUUUGACUGUAUAAUUAUGAAGUGGUAUAUGUACAUUGAUGUACAAAGUAGUCAACAUUGGUAUAUCUAUCUUUUGGGCCAUAUCCAAUUACAAGAUGAUGUUUUAUUAUCAUGAUUGUUUUUAAAAAGAAUUUACUUGACAGUUUUCUGCUUCUUUGUUCAAGAGAGUAAUUUGUUUUUGCUGAUGUAUGUAGUCAAUCUAUUCCCAAUACAUGUUUAUAUGCAAUUAUUAGUGAAUACUAAUAGAUUCUGUUUAUCUUUCAGCGGGUAGAAUAUUUUUGAUGUCGCUUUGCUCUUUCAUGCCAUAGAAGUGCACUGGUGUCAUCAAAGGCUUGAGCAAAGUUUUUUCAUUUAUCACAAGCUCUUUUAGAACUUUUCUUUGGUUGCACAUGAAGCCUUGGAUGUGCUUUGAUGUUACACUGAAUAUGAUAAGAAGUUUGUAUAGUAUAACUUUGUAAGUUCAUAAAUAAAAAAAUGGUCAAUAUUGUGUACAUACUGUAAAAACUGUAAAUGUAUUCAGUGUUGGAUUUGGACAGAGUAAGGGUUUAUGUCAUUUUUAAAAACAUGAUCAUAUGGAGGUUUAUGAUACUGAAAUAAUGUGGAUGUGAAUUCAUAAAUAUUGCUGUACCAAUGAAGUAUUUGACUAAUACAGAGAUUGGGAGCUGAGGGCUGGAGUCCAGGAUGGUUUGAUAAUUUCCACGUGUUAACACCCCUGUUAGUACUAAACGUGAUAAUUAACUGCUACAUUGAAUCAGGUUCAGCAAAGAAAUCACCACACUGUACAGGAAUUCAGCCGUCCAGCACUACUAGUCUAGUACCAGAUGUGCCAACAACUGCACAGAGACAACAACUUUGUUUGACAUCUAUUUGUAAUCUGUUUUCUUGGGAUCAGUCAAUCAGUUCACAGUAACAACUGAUUAAAUCGAUCAAAUGCCCAUUUUGCUCACAACGAUUUAAGGUUUUAUUUCAAGAUGUACCCUACAUUUACAGUCAUUUAGUUAUGUCAUGAGUCUUUUCAUCCCUGACCCUUCUUUUUCUUUUGCCCAGUUUCUGCGAAUAUAAAAAGUCUAUUGUAAAAAUUGUAUUGUUUCAGGAUCUAGUAGUGUCAGAGCAGGUAUAACUCACAGUCUUAAAGCCAAAGUGCCUCUUUCCCCCAAAUUCCAUUACAUAAUUAUGCAUCUUUUGGGCACAAAGACAAAGUGUUAGUUUAUUAAUUAUUGUCUGAUGACAUGAUUUUUAAAAAACGACUGAUACGUUCAAAAAUGACUCUAAAAAUAUAUUUUAGGUCUCAGUGACCAACUUUUAAUAGUGUGUUUUAUUGGCACAAAACAAUAAACAGGCACAAAACAAUGCACAAAAGGGACAAGCGUCUGAUGUGAACAUGACAUUGAUGGUGCAUUUGUAAAUAAAUCAAGUCCACAGACAUUUGGCAUAUAUCUGAUGUUUUGUUUUGAGCUAACAGUUUGCAUUUACCCUUGCAGUAUCUUAAAAUAUAAUUUGGUUCUUGGAAACAGUUUUUGCUACUGAUAUGCAUACACAAACACAUACACAAACAAUUCAGUGCAUCACGAAAUGCAAUUGCGAUUGAAUUCUAUUUGCUUAUUUUGCUACCAUGCAAAUCUGACUGUAGGUCAUGAAUGUAUUAUUAAAAAUAUUAAAUUAUA